Linum trigynum is the source of this 505-nucleotide messenger RNA. The record is from the annotation of a GenBank genome assembly. NCBI's taxonomy places the organism in Eukaryota, Viridiplantae, Streptophyta, Magnoliopsida, Malpighiales, Linaceae.
CUCCAGAGAUUUAGUUUUCUUUUUUUUUAAUUACCCUAAAGAGUCAAACUAUGGCCGCCUCCUCCAUCGACUCUCUCUACUUUGACAACACCGCCGACAGUGAAGAGGCAGCCGGAUUGUUUGACGAGACAAAGGGCGGCGUCAAGGGCGUCGUCGACUCCGGCAUCACCACCGUGCCGAAGCUCUUCCGGCUGUCGCCUCAGACCGCUUCCCAAUACGGCACCACCCGCAGCAAAUCCCCUUGUCCCUUCGCCGUGCCGGUGAUCGACAUGAAGGACUUGGAGAGCCAAUGCACAGUCGUGGUGGAGGAGAUCCGACGCACUGCGGCCGAGUUGGUUAUGUUCCAAUUGGUGAAUCAUGGAGUGGAAGAGAGCGUGAUGGAGGACAUGAUGGCCGAAGCGCGUCAGUUCCACGAGCAGCCCACGGAAUUUAAGCAGGCUUACAACAGCCGCGACGAGACUGAACGACGUCGAUGAAUUCGACCAUUCUUUAGGUGAUUGGUAUU